Penicillium expansum is the source of this 2343-nucleotide messenger RNA. RefSeq names its product fungal specific transcription factor domain-containing protein. The transcript has a single exon. The record is from RefSeq and is a predicted model, not a curated record. The coding region runs from base 1 to 2343 and encodes 780 amino acids. NCBI's taxonomy places the organism in Eukaryota, Fungi, Ascomycota, Eurotiomycetes, Eurotiales, Aspergillaceae. Gene Ontology annotation, biological process: DNA-templated transcription; regulation of transcription by RNA polymerase II. Gene Ontology annotation, molecular function: zinc ion binding; DNA-binding transcription factor activity, RNA polymerase II-specific; RNA polymerase II cis-regulatory region sequence-specific DNA binding. Gene Ontology annotation, cellular component: chromatin.
AUGUUGACGCGCCAUCGUCGACUCUCCCACACUGACGGCAUCGAGUAUUCUGAUUUGGCUGUCAACAACCCAUCCUCAAUAGCAAAGCGGGAUGGUGAAUCAUGUAACUCUUUCGGUACUCGCGAGCUUGACGGUACCCAGGAACCUAGCUCAACAAUCACUGAGGAUGGGUUCUCUUUAUCCCCACAUCUGCACACUUUAGAUGAGCUGGGAACUCAGAAUGGCACUAUUGCUUUCCCUCCUGAGGUAGAUGUCAUGGGAACUGCGGCGGAGAAUACCGCCAGCCAAACAUUCCCGUGGAAUGAAAAUGAUAAUUUGGACUUUCUUUGGAACGACUCGCGUCCAUUUUCGGAGGUUCUACCAGCCAGCUUCUUCGACACGAACCUCUCGUUGGUUGAUAUUUCCCAGCAAUAUCAAGUUCCUCUCCCGGAGCAGCGGCAAAGCUCUGAACGAGUAGGUCAUGGGCAGCAAAGUACCAACGAUUCUCUAGGUAUAAACUCAGGACAUGAAUUACAAGCUCAAGCGGGGCCAUCCUUACCGGAACCGCGGCAUUUUUUCACAGAACCAAACGCGGACCACGAAAACCACCUCCCCGCUGCCGAGGAAGAGGAUGAUCCAUCGCAAAACCGCCACUUAAAAGGGAAUUUUGCUCCUUCAAUUUCCCCUUGGAAACUGACGCCUUCGGAAUACGCAGCGCUAUCAAAUGACAUCAAAGAACUCGCCCUUGUUCUUCCCUCAUCUUUCUCUUUGCCUUCCCGACAUACUCUCUCUCGCUUCCUAGAAGGGUUCUUUCGCGGCUAUCAUGAUCACAUGCCAUUCCUCCACACCCCCUCCUUCUCUCCUUCAUCACUUGGCACAGAGCUCAUUUUAUCGCUGGCGGCGGUCGGAGCUUUCUAUCGUUUUGAACAUGCAAAGGGGUACAUGAUCUACCACGCCGCACGGAAACUUAUCAACUGGCGUCUCGACCAACGCGACGGCCUGGUGAUUUCAAACCUGGCAAAGACUUCCCCUGGCUACACAGGCCCUUCGAAUAUGCGAGGUCACCCGCAGAGCUCCGCUACUAGCAAUGGACACCAAGCUGCACACUGUGACUCAUCUAGAAAAACUCCGAAGCUUUUGUUACGUUUGUUGCAAGGACUUAUAGUUUUGAUGACUUUGGCAUCAUGGGGCGAUCGCUCUGUGGUAGGCAAUUCGAUUGCGAUAUCCGGCCAAGUUGCUGUGUUAGUGCGUGAAAUCGGCAUCUCCACAACUGAUGGAGGCCAUGAUAUACCUUCUUGGGAAGAAUGGGUGGAGCAAGAGGAGCGUCGUCGAACGCUAUGGGUGGCAUAUGCUCAAUUCAACUUGCAAUCUAUAGCCUUUAACUUACCUCCUAUGAUUUUGAACCAGGAAGUACUUUUGAGUUUGCCAUCCUGCGGCGAAGAGUGGAAUUCACCCAAUUCGAAAGAAUGGAGGCACAUGCGAAAAUUUCAUACGCCUGAUUCCAGAAAUUUUCAACAGGCCUUAGAGCAACUUCUCCAAGGCCAUCAAAUCCAUGAACCGGUGGCAAUUUCUGCCUUCGCGAAUUAUGUCCUCAUUCACGGCUUACUUCAAGAGAUCUUCUUCGCUCGCAACACAACUUCUCUCACAGAACAAUCUACAGGCUCUCUUCCAAUGAGCUUUGUACAGGCACUGGAAUCGGCACUGCGAGCGUGGCAAAGUUCCUGGGAGGCCACCUAUGAAUCAACCCUAGACCCCUUAUCUCCAAGAGGUCCUAUGGGAUUCAACGCAACAGCCCUUGUGCGCUUAGCAUAUAUUCGUCUCAACGCCAAUACAGGGCCGCACCGUCAACUAAGUACUCGGAACCCCGAUGAAAUUGCCCACGGGCUCAUUGAUGGCCGACCUGCUGUCAGUGAACGCUCUCCUUUCCUUGAUCGUGCAGUUCUGCAAUGCAUCCACGCAUUGAGUAUUCCCGUCCGGUCGGGGAUACAGUUCACAGCACGCACCCAAAUGCUGAACUGGAGCAUGCAGCAUUCGCUUUGCAAUCUUGAAUGUGUAUUUCUUCUCAACCAAUGGCUUCAAGAGAUUGCUCGAUGUAUUGAGCUGUUCGGCGUUCAGAAGUUGCGAGACGAUGAGCGCAAGCUUCUCAGUAUGAUUUACACUGUUAUCAGAGAGGCGGAUAUCACUGAGCUUUCAGAUUGGGCCAACGAUGAUGCGGAUGCAGUCCGCCAUCUAGCAGCAUGUACCGCCCGGCUGUGGGCCGAGACCUUUGGAGGGUUCCAUAUAUUUGACAUUUCUCAGGUGAUAGGUGAGAGCGUUACGAUCAUUGCAGAUAUCCUGGAUUCUAGGAUGGCAUCUUCGACCUGA